Molecule: messenger RNA, 1431 nt
Organism: Halteromyces radiatus
Lineage: Eukaryota; Fungi; Mucoromycota; Mucoromycetes; Mucorales; Cunninghamellaceae
Product: 2,3-bisphosphoglycerate-independent phosphoglycerate mutase-domain-containing protein
Exons: 10
Coding region: 26-1327 (433 amino acids)
Molecular function (GO): metal ion binding
Source: RefSeq, a predicted model, not a curated record
UCUCACUUCUCUUAUAGUCAUUCAGAUGCCUCAACAGAAGCUGCUACUUUUACUUAUUGAUGGUGUUGGUGAUGUAGCAGUCAAGUCAUUAAAUCAGAAAACACCGUUACAAGCUGCUCAUAUACCAUGGCUUGACAAACUGGCUGCUAGUGGUUUGAAUGGUCUUAUGGAUUCAGUGGAACCUGGUUUGGCUUGUGGUUCGGAUACUGCACACAUGUCUAUUCUUGGAUAUAGUCCUCGGAAAUUUUAUCGUGGUCGAGGUGCAUUUGAAACUAUGGGUGCCGGACUCAAUAUGAUUCCUGGUGAUAUUGCUUUCAAAUCAAACUUUGCUUAUAUGGAUCGGGCAACUGGAAUAGUGAUAUCAAGAAGAGCAGAUCGACAAUUUGAAGGUCUUGGUCCAACUUUAUGCGAAGCCUUGGAUGGAAUUACUUUACCUUCUUUUCCAAAUCAUACUGUCGCAGUCAAAUAUGCAACUGAACAUCGAUGUGGUGUCCGUGUUCGUGGUCCUGGUUUGACUGAUACUAUUACAGGGACAGAUCCUCUCAAGGAUGGACGUUUGUUGGUGAAAUGUGAACCUACCGAAUAUACAAAGGAAGCUGAAAUGACAAGCCAACUAGUGAAUGAACUGUCAGAUGUAUUUUACGAGGCACUUCAUCAACAUGACAUCAACAAGGAUCGAAUAAAAGCUGGCAAGAAUCCUGCAAAUUGUGUUUUACUACGUGGAUGCGGUAGCUGUAUUGAUAUACCCAGUAUAGAAAAGUUACAUGGAUUCAAAAGCUUUUUGAUUGCGCCUACGUGUAUUAUUGCAGGAUUAGGAAUGACUGCUGGGAUGGAUAUAUUACAAGUUGAAGGUGCUACUGGAGAUUACCUUACUGAUUUUGAUGCCAAAGGAAGAGCUGCUGUGAAUGCUUUAGUGAAUCAAGAUUAUGAUUUUGGUUUUUUACAUAUCAAGGCAGUGGAUGAUGCAGGCCAUGAUCGCAAUGUAGAGCUAAAGGUUAAAUUCUUGGAAAAAAUUGACCAAAUGAUGGGAAAAGUCAUACAACAGUUGGCUGAAGUAGAGAAAUCCAAAAACAUGGAGUUCACAGUGAUUGUUACUAGUGAUCAUUCAACACCUGUCCUUUAUGGUGACCAUAGUUGUGAACCAGUACCUUUUUGUAUCAGUCGAGUCAAACAUGUAGCGACAUAUGAUGACAGCAAAAAUCCAACAGGGGAUCAAGUUAUUCAUUAUGAUGAAAUCAGUGCAUCUCAAGGAGCACUUGGUAGAUUUUGUGGGGAACAUGUCAUUCCAAUAGCAAAAUCAUUCAUGUCCACCAAGAAUAAACCAUGAUUAUAGUGUAGAAUAUAUCUAUUUUGUAGUAGUAGUAUAGUUUUUAGUCAGUUUUGCUAUUUUUAGACAGUUUGUUAACAAUAAAAACGAAAAAUGUAGAGCCA